AUAAGCUCCCUUCAACAUCACCGAUUCCGAAUAACUCAACAAUUCAUACUUAUUAGAUAUACCGACUCCUACUGAGCUGAUCGCUAACAGGUCUUUUAGACGUAACAGCAACAUGGCGCCACGCACGCAAUUGGAGAUCAUUACUUCGUCUGUCUUGCGCCUGGUUAAGGAAGAAGCAUCUUACCACCGCGAAUUACAGGAACAGACAGAGCGCAUUAGGAAACUAGAGAGUCAACAGGGUGGUGAUGAGAACAAAGAGUAUAUGUUGAGGCAGGAGCGUCUUGCGCUCGAAGAAACCAAGAAGGUUCUCCCAAGCUUGAAACAGAAGCUCGAAGAAUCGAUAGCGAAGCUUCAGAGUCUCCUGACCGAGGAGGGCAAGAAAGGACCUGAGAGCAACGUCGAGCAUAUCAAUGCUGCCAAGGACGCUAUAUCAAAGGCCAGGACGGCUGAGAGAGAGAUCGCUUGAGGGCCAUCAGCUGGGGGGUCAAUUGGACAUCAGUGCAAUGCAUAUGCUACCAUGCUAAUGAUACAACCACCUAAUGUCAAAUGAAAAGAAAAAAAUUAUAAAUCACGAGAAA
This is a messenger RNA of Aspergillus nomiae NRRL 13137, 578 nucleotides long. RefSeq names its product putative tubulin-specific chaperone Rbl2. Gene Ontology annotation, biological process: post-chaperonin tubulin folding pathway; tubulin complex assembly. Gene Ontology annotation, cellular component: microtubule cytoskeleton; cytosol. The record is from RefSeq and is a predicted model, not a curated record. Gene Ontology annotation, molecular function: beta-tubulin binding. Lineage: Eukaryota; Fungi; Ascomycota; Eurotiomycetes; Eurotiales; Aspergillaceae. The annotation marks the transcript as partial. The transcript is spliced from 3 exons.